AUGGAAAUCAUGGAGAAGUUAAAAUUGGAGAUUUGGGUCAUGCAGCAGCCAACUGCUCGAAGUGUUAUUGUACUCCUGAAUUUAUGGCUCCAGAGCUCUAUGAAGAGGACUACAAUGAGCUUUGAGUGCAAAAAUCAAGCACAGAUAUAUAAAAAAGUCACUUCCGGUAUAAAGCCAGCUGCCCUUGGUAAAGUGGAAGACCCCCAAGUGAAGCAAUUUAUAGAGAGGUGUCUGGUCCCAGCAUCUCAGAGGUUAUCUGCAGCAGAGCUGUUGCAAGAUCCAUUCCUUUCAUCUGAAAGAGCUUAUGGUUGA
Molecule: messenger RNA, 312 nt
Organism: Ilex paraguariensis (yerba mate)
Lineage: Eukaryota; Viridiplantae; Streptophyta; Magnoliopsida; Aquifoliales; Aquifoliaceae
Source: the annotation of a GenBank genome assembly